AAUAGAAGACGGCCGGGUUAAGUCGGCAGCGAUUGGUUGCCGCUAGAUUAGGCUCCUCCCGCUGGAGGUGACGUCAAGUGUUUAUCGUAGAGAAGCGAAGCUAGAAAAGUUGGCAGUGUGUCGGUCGUAAAAGCACUAAGGAGUCGAAAAGGAGCUUCGAUUCUACGCAUUCUGGCUGUUGUGUGUGUGUGUGUUUUUUGUUUUUUUCUACACUGACAACAAUGUCUACGGCAUUGGUCUCCCCUAUGUACGACUUCGGGGAUGUGAUGUACAAGACCAACAAUCUUACAACGCACAAAGAAACAUACUUUCUGGAUCGAAAAGCCACCAUGAGUUUCCUGUCGUCUCAUCGAAGGAUCACAGCUUCACCACCUUCACCAAAGUCUCAACAUCAGAAAGGAUCAUCAUCCAAAGAUCGAAAGCUCGAUAGGAGUUUAAGCGAAUCGGCAGCAAGUCAACAGCAACAACCCAGGCCAAAUCAAGCGAAUUCGAGUCGUUACAAGACCGAAUUGUGUCGACCAUACGAAGAAAACGGAACAUGUAAGUACGGUGACAAGUGUCAGUUUGCUCACGGUGCCCAAGAACUACGUACCUUAGCGAGACAUCCCAAGUACAAAACAGAACUGUGUCGCACCUUUCACAGUACAGGCUUUUGCCCGUACGGUCCACGUUGUCAUUUCAUUCACAAUAGCGAAGAGACAAAGCAAAAUCUUCUCAAUAAUCUUCAGAUAGGUAAUCUCCCGACCAUGCCUACACGUCCCAAAGCUUUAUCGUUAGGUAGCUUCAGCCUGGGUUCAGUCGGCGAUCCUUCACCGCCUUCCAGCUUAAGUGGAAGUCCUACGUCUCUAAAUAGUUUCUUCGGUGACGAUCCUUACAAUAACAGCAACACGACACCAAACAUGGCCGCCAAUACAGCUUUCUCUUUCUCGCAAGACUUUGCAUCCCUCGUCAAACCACCUUAUCCAACCGACGUGGAAUCCUCCGUCUACGACAUGGAAACUGCGUCACCUCCGUCACCUGUAGAGUCACUCGGAUCGGAUAUCGAAACACUGAGCCUGAAUAGUGGAAGCCCCGUACCGACUAAUUCACCAAUUAUCGUAGACGGUAACAAAAUACCCCGUCUGCCCAUCUUUAGUCGCCUGGCCAACUUUCCAUAAUUAAGUGAUGCUCAAAGAAUAAAACACAAAAAAGUAUAUGAACAAGGGACCAAAAUGUAGCACAAAAUUUUUUUUUUUUUCUUCUUCAUUCCCUUCUUUUCGUCGGCAAGAGAAUUAUGUGUAUACAAUGUAUAAUUAUCCUAGCCUUUAUUAUUAUAUUAUUAUUAUUAUUAUAUUAAUUAUUAUAUAGCCAUUCAGAUAAUUACAAUUAAGUGAGUGCAUUAUUUGUACGUUUUAAAGUUAAAGGCUCCCCUCCCCCAUUUUUAAUUAAAAGAUAUCUGAAGAGCUAAAAUAUUUAUUUAAAUAUAUAUAA
Molecule: messenger RNA, 1470 nt
Organism: Centruroides sculpturatus (bark scorpion)
Lineage: Eukaryota; Metazoa; Arthropoda; Arachnida; Scorpiones; Buthidae
Product: mRNA decay activator protein ZFP36L1-like
Exons: 2
Coding region: 222-1157 (311 amino acids)
Molecular function (GO): metal ion binding; mRNA binding
Source: RefSeq, a predicted model, not a curated record